Molecule: messenger RNA, 1428 nt
Organism: Labrus bergylta (ballan wrasse)
Lineage: Eukaryota; Metazoa; Chordata; Actinopteri; Labriformes; Labridae
Product: rhodopsin
Biological process (GO): cellular response to light stimulus; G protein-coupled receptor signaling pathway; phototransduction
Cellular component (GO): plasma membrane; photoreceptor outer segment
Molecular function (GO): G protein-coupled photoreceptor activity
Source: RefSeq, a predicted model, not a curated record
GCUGAUCGCAACCACAAGCCGCAAACAUGAACGGCACGGAGGGACCUUUCUUCUAUGUCCCUAUGCUAAACACUACUGGCAUUGUCCGGAGUCCAUAUGAAUACCCUCAGUACUAUCUUGUCAACCCAGCAGCCUAUGCUGCCCUGGGCGCCUACAUGUUCCUGCUAAUCCUUCUCGGCUUCCCCAUCAACUUCCUCACGCUGUACGUCACUCUCGAACACAAGAAGCUGCGAACCCCUCUAAACUACAUCCUGUUGAACCUUGCUGUGGCUAACCUCUUCAUGGUGUUUGGAGGAUUCACCACAACGAUGUACACCUCUAUGCAUGGUUACUUUGUCCUUGGACGGCUUGGCUGCAACGUUGAAGGAUUCUUUGCUACGCUCGGUGGUGAGAUAGGACUCUGGUCUCUGGUUAUUCUGGCUAUUGAAAGGUGGGUGGUUGUCUGCAAGCCCAUCAGCAACUUCCGCUUUGGGGAGAACCAUGCAAUCAUGGGUUUAGCCUGCACAUGGUUUAUGGCCAGUGCUUGCGCUGUGCCUCCUCUGGUCGGCUGGUCCCGUUACAUUCCUGAGGGCAUGCAGUGCUCAUGUGGAGUGGACUACUACACACGUGCAGAGGGUUUUAACAAUGAAUCCUUUGUUGUCUACAUGUUCACCUGCCACUUCAUCAUUCCCAUGAUCAUUGUGUUCUUCUGCUAUGGCCGCUUGCUCUGCGCUGUCAAGGAGGCUGCUGCUGCCCAGCAGGAGUCUGAGACCACCCAGAGGGCAGAGAGGGAAGUCACCCGCAUGGUCGUCAUCAUGGUCAUCGCCUUCUUGGUAUGUUGGGUGCCCUAUGCUAGUGUGGCCUGGUGGAUCUUCACACAUCAAGGCUCUGAGUUUGGACCAGUCUUCAUGACCAUUCCAAGCUUCUUUGCCAAGAGUUCUUCCAUCUACAACCCAAUGAUCUACAUCUGCAUGAACAAGCAGUUCCGCAACUGCAUGAUCACCACCUUGUGCUGCGGAAAGAACCCAUUCGAGGAGGAGGAGGGAGCAUCUUCUACCAAGACCGAGGCAUCCUCUGCCUCCUCAAGCUCAGUAUCUCCUGCAUAAAAGGGGCCAUCAACACAGACGAACAUCAUCCACUAUCCAAGAAGAAGACUUCUGCUCCUCAGGGAAACGACUGAAGGCUAAUGUUUACAGAAUUAACUUCCUUUUUGUACUUUUACCAACAAGCUGGUUCAACCUAAAGACAGUUGCAGAAAAAUUCAUCCCAUUACAGAGUUUUUUCUGUUUGUACUGGAUAUCCAACUUAUCUUUCCAUAAGAUGUUUCUUUUACUGAGAGCAACGGGAAAGACAUGUUAAUCCUACACAGUUGGAUAAUUUAUGAUACUGGCUUAUUUUUGAAUUUAGAGGCAUGUAAUCAAGGCUAUGUAAAAUAAAACGCACUUUGCA